Mastomys coucha (southern multimammate mouse) is the source of this 207-nucleotide messenger RNA. Its product is annotated as protein transport protein Sec61 subunit gamma-like. Lineage: Eukaryota; Metazoa; Chordata; Mammalia; Rodentia; Muridae. Gene Ontology annotation, cellular component: Ssh1 translocon complex; membrane. The transcript has a single exon. Gene Ontology annotation, molecular function: transmembrane protein transporter activity. Gene Ontology annotation, biological process: protein targeting; post-translational protein targeting to membrane, translocation. The record is from RefSeq and is a predicted model, not a curated record. The coding region runs from base 1 to 207 and encodes 68 amino acids.
AUGGAUCAUGUAAUGCAGUUUGUAGAGCCAAGUCGACAGUUUGUAAAGGGCUCAAUUUUCCUGGUUAAAAGAUGCACCAAGCUUGACCGAAAAGAAUUCCAGAAGAUCGCCAUGGCCACAGCGAUAGGAUUUGCUAUCAUGGGAUUCACUGGUUUCUUCGUGAAACUGAUCCAUAUCCCUAUUAAUAACAUUAUUGUGAGUGACUGA